GCCCCACAGCGCCACCGUGGCGGAAUGCGUGACUCCCUGCCCGUCUCCGGGCGCCUCCGCGCACGCGUGUUGCCGUCGCGGGGCCGCGCAGCCGGGAUGGCGCCGCCGGGUCCGGGUCCCGCCGGGCCGUGCCUGCGCUCCGCCAACACGCGCGAACUCUCCGAGGUCGUCUUCAACAACCGCAGCCCGCGCGCCGUGCUCCCCAUCUGGGUGGACUUCGAGGGCCGGCCGCGCUACUACCCCGUGCUGCGGCCGCGCACCGGGCGGAUCAUGCACAGCUACCGCGGGCACCUGUGGCUGUUCCGCGACGCGGGCACGCACGACGGGCUGCUCGUCAACCGGCAGGAGCUGUUCGUGGCCGCGCCGGACGUCAACAAGGCCGACAUCACGCUGCCAGUGUUCACGCUGAAGGAGCGGUGCCUGCAGGUGGUGCGCAGCCUGGUCCGGCCGGGGGACUACCGGAAGCUGGACAUCGUGCGCUCGCUGUACGAGGAGCUGGAGGACCACCCCGACGUCAAGAAGGACCUGCAGCGGCUCUCCAUGGAGAGGAGCAAAACGUUACAGGAGGAAAUCCUCCACUAACAGGGCUGUGCGUCCCGAGCCGUGUAGAUAGCAAAGCACCGAGCUUAGGAGGGGCAGCCGCCGUGCAGCGUGCCGGGAGCUAACGUCUGCAUCGACGUUCUGGAACGAACUCAGUCAUGCUGUAGAACAUUUGCUAUGCUGGUAGGUCAGAUUCCAAAGAGCAAACAGUGUGCAGGAACGUACUGCUUUGUGAGGGCUCUGCUCCCGGUCUCAUGCACUGGUGAGCAGUGACCCCAGUGGCCUGGCACAGACGGGGCUCAGAGAAGCUUGCUUCCGACUGUUUCAGAACAUUCCAUAGUAACACAAGAUUUAUCCGUCUGGAGGAAAUACAUGCAGCUCAGCUUCCUCUGAGUUAGAAAGAAAACUACAUCAAGGGUUCACUUAAUCCAGACUAUAAAAUCAGUGGCAGAGCAGCACCAGGUUUGCUUGAAUGAUUUGGUUUUGGCAGAAAUUCGCUCUCACAUGCUAAAUUUACUUUUGAAUCACAAAGCGUGGAGCGUGUUCAUGUGAGAGCUUCCACGGUUGCCUUCUGAGGGCUCGGCCCAAAACUUCUGUGCUGGCGGAAAGAUGUCCGUAAGCAUUUCUGUGUUAGCCUCUGUCUGUGCGUUCAUAAACCCUCAUUGUAGCAACUCUGAAGCUGACAAAUUCUUACACAGAACAUGCCUUGAAUGCCUUAAUUUGUCUUUCAUUCCUGAAUUCCUGCUUAGUUUAUCUCUAGAUGAUGGAACCUUGUCAGCCAUAUGGACUGCAUCUUGGUUUUAGGACCCCUUUCUGCUUUGCACCUCUGUGCCCACACCCUCAGCUCCCAUAGUGGUAUACCAAGGGAGCGUUCCCAGAAGGUGGGUGCUCUGAGCCUCAUCUUUCCCUUGUCCCAGGGAUUGGCCUUGGGGAGCACAGUCCGCCCAGGCCGCUGGUGCCCCCUGAGGCACAGAAGCUGCCCCAGCUGCAGGCGUGGCUCCCCCAAGCAGAGCUGUGCUUUUCAGCAGGCCAGCUGCACAGAGAGAAAUCAUAGAAUCACAGAAUCAUACAAUGGCCUGGGCUGAAAAGGACCACAAUGCCCAUCCAGUUCCAACCCCCUGCUAUGUGCAGGGUCACCAACCAGCAGACCAGGCUGCCCAGAGCCACAUCCAGCCUGGCCUUGAAUGCCUCCAGGGAUGGGGCCUCCUUGGGCGACCUGUUCCAAUGCAUCAACACCCUCCAAGUGAAAAACUUCCUCCUGAUAUACCUGAACAUCCCCUGUCUUAUUUAAGAUCAUUCCCCCUUGUCCUGUCACUAUCCACCCUCGUGAACAGCUGUUCCCCUUCCUGUUUAUAUGCUUCCUAAAAUCAAGAAAGGUUCUAGGCCUAUAUGUUCUCUUCCCCCAUACAUCAAAUACACAGGUGUGUGUCUGUAUGUCUCUGUGCAUAACUCAAAGCAGCGUUGUUUUUAGCAGAUAGGUGAAUUGUUCCCCAAGUUGCAGGCAGGCGCAGUGCUGCUCAGCAUGCAGAGCAGCAGGUUGCUAACAGAUAGCAGCAGGCUGUUCUGUGGUGUAAGGUUCUUAAGUAUGCAAUGUGUGCCCUUCUCGUGGACUUUUUUUUUCUUAAAUGUUUGUGUAUGAACUGAUCUUUGUUUCUCAUAAAAAUGUAAAUCCAUGUUAA
Molecule: messenger RNA, 2219 nt
Organism: Gallus gallus (chicken)
Lineage: Eukaryota; Metazoa; Chordata; Aves; Galliformes; Phasianidae
Gene: VHL
Product: von Hippel-Lindau tumor suppressor
Exons: 3
Coding region: 25-582 (185 amino acids)
Source: RefSeq, a predicted model, not a curated record